AUGAGUAAAAGAGCAAGAGAUGUUGGGAAUCCCUUGGACUCGAGUCCAGAGGGGACCAAGAAACGUCGCGAAAAGGGAAGACUAGCACAGCGAGCCUUUAGACAAAAGCAAAUAGAUACCAUCAGGAUCCUCAAGGAUGAAAAUCAAAAGUUUCGCGAUGCGAUUGCUGCCAUCAGUGCUGCGGCUGCCGGGAACCAGACAGCCUUGGGCCACGCCAUUGAAGAUGCGCAGAUAUUAGCCGGUACGGGUCGUCAGGGCUCAAAAGUCGUCGGCAGGGUCGAGUCAAAUCCUUCCAGCAACGAAGCGGCAGAUUCAUCAAUAGAAGCAGCCCCCAAAUCGCCAGUAUGUGAGGAAGAUGUCAUUGGGCCAGUAGACGAUUGGUCGCAUCAGAACAAUUUCGAGGCCGCCAAUCUUCUUCCAUCACCUAGCAAUGACUUGGCCCUCAAGAUCACGGGCGCUCCAGAGGAGAUAGCUCCCUACCUCGGACCCGCGGCCUACUCUGUCGCCGGCCAGAUCCAUUGGAUCGCCAUAGCGUACAGCUACGCGUCGGCGAAAGCACUGCGCGAGGCCGCUUCUUCGUUGCACUUGAACAAGGACUCAUCUCGGGCUUUUGGCAAGACGCUCCAGUAUGUCACCAUUGAUGAUGUGCUCUGCGUCCUUCGCGGCCGCCUCAUGUACCGGAAGCAAGGCUUCAUGGCGGGCGAUGAGAAUCAGGGUCAUGACCCGUGGAUGGCCAAGGUAGUGAUGAUGACCAUUGUGCAAAACUGCGCCCCAUCGGACAGCAAUCUACUCUUUACGGCGUUUGAUGUUGCCGACUGUCUGCGUUGCGAGCUCGGUGACAGGUUUGCACAGCUCGAGGCGGCGCUGGCCGGCACGGCUACCGAUUCAUGGGCUGCAGUUACAAGGGAGUUUGUGAGGGAAUUGGCAUUUCAGGCGAUAUGUUACGGUGCAGGGCCGAGAUGGCGCAUCGAGCAUGUUGUAGAAGCAGCUCAGCGGUGGGCCGUCGGGACAAGUCUACUUCGGCAAUGA
Molecule: messenger RNA, 1029 nt
Organism: Pestalotiopsis fici W106-1
Lineage: Eukaryota; Fungi; Ascomycota; Sordariomycetes; Amphisphaeriales; Sporocadaceae
Exons: 2
Coding region: 1-1029 (342 amino acids)
Biological process (GO): regulation of DNA-templated transcription
Molecular function (GO): DNA-binding transcription factor activity
Source: RefSeq, a predicted model, not a curated record